Rhizophagus irregularis DAOM 181602=DAOM 197198 is the source of this 3528-nucleotide messenger RNA. Lineage: Eukaryota; Fungi; Glomeromycota; Glomeromycetes; Glomerales; Glomeraceae. The record is from RefSeq and is a predicted model, not a curated record.
AUGUCAGCACGCCAAGUCGCGUUACCACCUCAAAAUCCUUUAUUACAAGAACCUUCUCGUAUUUCAACAAAUCUUUUUUCUGUACCUACACAGAGACUUGUAGCUACAGCUAUAUUUGUUGCAAUAUGGGCAUAUAAAUUAUAUUAUUUUACAACUGGGAUACCUGGAAGUUUUAUUAUUUGGUGUAUGCUAGACAUCGCGUUUUUCACUUUGUUAUAUCUUUGUCGAAUACCUUGGUUGCAAUUCCCUUUAUGGAAAAUAUUGCUCUAUAUCACACUGUCCUGUACAAUAAAUGCUUUCAUUAUAAAUCCGAAUUGGGUAAGUUUUAAAAAUUUUAAACAAUACGCCCAAUCAAAGAUAUUGUUAAUAUUUAUUAAUAUACUAUUAAAUAUAGAUAUUAGACACAAUAGUUCCCACAUAAAGGGGAAACAUACGGUCCGACUUUUACCAUAUGCUACUGCAAAGUUGAAUCCAGAUGAUGAAAGAUUUUGUCUUACAAGGAUGGAUUCAAGAAAAAGUGACCCGAUCGGAUUACCUGUAUUAUUCAAUAAAACGUCUCCAAAAUCAAUUCAUUAUUCAAGAGUAAAUUUUGUAUCAGGAAAUAAGACUCAUCACGAAUUUACUUCAAGAGAUAUUGCUAGAAAUCAUUUAGUUGACGUGAUCCAAGAUGGUGUUUUUGUGUAUAUUCCCGUAACUGAGCCAGGAGUUUAUAAAAUUGAACAAGCUUUGGAUGCAGAUGGGAUGGGAAUUAAAAUUUAUAAGAAAGAAGAGAUUAUAGUUUAUUGCCCUGAAGCAAAAUUAAUAUCUAUUACUGAUACGAAAUGUUGUAUUAAUGAUGAGAUACAUACCAAGUUAGUCUUGAAGGGUGUACCGCCCUUAAGUGUAUAUUAUGAAAGACGUGUUGAUAAUGAAUCCGUUAAUAUGACAAUAGAUGGAAUUGGUUCAGAACAUUUUAAAUUCCCUAUAGAUGAACCUGAUCGAGCAAAGUUAUUUUUUGCUUCUGACAAUUAUCAAUGGGCUCAAAAUCAAGAGAUAGAAGUACAAUUGAAUAUGACUGCUGAUAUACCCGCAACAUAUUCUUUAAGGGUUCUUGAGAUUAAUGAUUUAUUAAACAACACCCAUAAUUACAUUAUUAAACGAAAUCAAAAUGUUUUUGUAAAGUAUGAUGUAUUUUCACGUCCAACCGCAAAAUUUUCUUCGGAUAUACCUAUAUAUACUCGUCCGGGUUAUCCUGCGGAAAUGAAAUUAAAUUUACAAGGUGUAGCUCCUUGGAAACUUGGUUUAGGAUAUUGGUCUGAAGACAUUGCUGAAUUAACAGAUACUUUAUCGAGUGAGCCAACUGAAAUGCUUAAUGUGACAAUAAAAGAAAAUGAAAAUAAAAUGGGGUAUUCUAUAACCGUGAAAAAACCUGGUACAUAUAAAUUAUUAUCGGUUUCAGAUGCAAAAUGCUCAGGACAGAUUUUGGCCCCAUCUACAAACAUCUUAUCAAUUGCUUAUCCUCCUACUGUUAAGAUCGAUGCCAUUCCUAUAUCUGCCGAAGAUUGUCCAGGGGAAAUCGGUAUUGAGGCUACUUUAUCUUUUACUGGAAUUCCGAGAUGGUUUCUUGAAUAUUCAAUCAAAUCUGAAAUUGAAAAAGUAGAUGAAAUAGUAAUGAGCGAAAAAUCUAAACGUGUAAUAACUAUAAAGCCACCGAUACCAGGACAUUAUGAAUACACAUUUUUUAGUUUGUCGGAUAAUAUAUAUCGUGAAGGAGUUGAAAUUAAUUAUGGGUUUACUCAAACUGUUUAUCCAAAACCCAAUGCCAUUUUCCGACGUACAAAAGAUCGAACAAUAAAUAGUUGUAUGAGUAAUCUAGUUGAACUGGACGUAGAUUUAAGUGGAUCCGGUCCUUUUACUUUGGAAUAUGAAGUUAUGUUCAAUCGAAGAACAAAUGCCUUUACUAUCGCUGAUAUUCAAAGUCCUAGUUAUGUGAUAAUUUCACCACCAUUUGAUAAUCCUGGAACGUAUACUGUAACUUUGAAAAGAAUUGUUGAUUCUCAAGGCUGUAGCCAGAUCUUAAAUAAUGAUGAUUCUGUUACUAUAAAUGUCAAGAGGGAUAAGCCAACUGUUGGAUUUAGAAAUUCCCAUGAAAUUCUUUGGUUUCUUGAAGGUGGAAGUGUUGAAUUGCCACUACAACUUACUGGGAAUCCACGUUGGGAUGUCACAUAUAUUUAUCACUUAGAUAUGGAUAACGUCAGAAAGGCUUAUGAUUUGGUCAAUCCGAACUCAAUUUUAACUGUAACUGAACCAGGCCGUUACGAAUUAUUAGAAGUCAAAGAUUCUUAUUGUCUUGGUAUAGUUAUUCCCGAAAAGAAAGAAAUCGAAGCUAAAUGGUUGCCAAAGCCAUUUUUGAGAAUUGCCGAGGGUGAAGCCGAACCUUUACCGCAAACAGGAUAUUUUAAACGAAAUAGUAUUUGUGCUGGAAAAGAAGAUACGUUGGGUUUAGUUCUUCAAGGAAGGGCUCCAUGGGUUAUCAAUUAUAAAAUAAUCUCAAACCGGGAAACUAUCGUUCAUCAGCAGACCAUAGGAUUUCCAUCGACAAGAAUUCGACUUAUGACUGAAAAUCCUGGAUUACAUAUUUAUAAUUUUUCUAGUAUAGCGGAUGAUGUUUAUACAGAACAAAAUGAGAUGUUGUUAAUCCUUGAACAGGCCGUUCUUUCGAAUCCGAGUGCCCGAUUUGUCAAUAGAGAUAUUGUCUAUCAUUGCGUUGGCACCGCGUUCACAAGAGAUGAUUCGAUAAUGAUAGAAAUGGAUGGCGUUCCUCCAUUCUCUUUGGUGUUUGAGGUUAUGCAUGAAAGCAGUAAUCACGUGGAAACAUUGAGAAUGGAAUCGAUCAAUAAUACGCUUUAUUAUUUCCAACCAAAAGAGAAGUUUAGUUUGGUCGGACAAUAUACAAUAUCUAUUGUCUAUAUUUCUGAUUCACAAGGAUGUAGUAGAAGUUUAGAAGGUCCCGAUAAAACACUCAUUGUUCAGGUGACUGAUGUUGCAUCGAUUGACCGCACAUUUCAUCAACAAUUUCAUUGUGUUGGUGAUAUUUUGGAUUACUCCUUGCAAGGUAUAUUACCAUUGAAUAUUACUUAUGAAUACAAUGGAGAAGUAAAAUUUGCAAUAUCAAGGACGAAUACAUUUGCUUUUGGCGCAGACAAACCUGGAAAUAUGACUAUAACUAACAUUUGCCAUCAACGCAAUAAGUGCUGCGGGUUUGUUGCGAAUCUUACAGAGAUUAUUUAUGAUCUUCCUUCUGCUUUUGUUUCUGAAGGCAAGGAAGUUAUAUCUGAUAUCAGAGAAGGCGAUAAAACUGAAAUUAUAAUAGACUUUCUUGGUAACCCGCCUUUCCGAUUUACGUACGUAAGGAAAGAAUUAUUGAAAGAUGGCAAAAAACGAAAGUCAGGCCGUAUUCUUGAAACGCAAACAAUACUUAAUAUUAAUAAACACAAACAUUCGAUUUAUACUUCACAAGAAGGUAAGAUUAUAACAUGUUCUUUAUAA